AUGACACUUCCUUUCCCUUUUAUAUUGACAAACUUUCCUGGUUCAGAUACAGAGAAAUAUCCCUUCAACCAUUCUCUUACCCUCCUGUUUAUUAUACUCUCAUCUUUCUCUGUCUUGUUCACUUCAUUAACCAUUUUCUCUUCUUCCUCCUUAGAACCUAUUUUCUUUUCUUUUUUGUUUUCUUCUAACCAUUCCUCUAUACAAUAUCUUUCUUUCUUGUCUCUUCCUUCUCUCUUAACAUUUUACCCACCAUCAGUUUCUCCUAACAUUUAUUUUUAUCAACAACGCUUCUUCUUCUUCAUAGCAUUCCCAUCCUCAUCAGUUCUGAACAUCAACCUUUUAUUCUCUCACACAUUUUCUCUCCAUUCCAUUAAUAAGACUAACAUCUUUUUCUCCUCCUUUUCCUCUCCAUCAUUCAAGCUCAAUGUUGAUACUCUCUUCACAACCUAUCUUCUCCUCAUUGUCCUCUUCUUCUCCUUUUUAGAAUGCCUUUCCUUCUCUCUACAUUCCCACUUCAUAUUCUUUCUCCAUUUAUGUCUCUUUAUUUCUACCUUUCUUAUCUUUAAUACUCACUUCUCUUUCUCCUCUUCCUCAUUUCUAUCAUACCUGUUCUUUCUUUUUCUCUCCACUACCCACUCUCUCUCUCUUUCCUGUUUUCUUUACUUUCCUCUUUAUAGUCUCUCUCCCACAAUUGUCUCUUAUUCUUAUCCCUUUCAUCCACCUCAUUAUUUUCCUUAA
Acanthosepion pharaonis is the source of this 738-nucleotide messenger RNA. The record is from the annotation of a GenBank genome assembly. Lineage: Eukaryota; Metazoa; Mollusca; Cephalopoda; Sepiida; Sepiidae.